Rotaria socialis is the source of this 429-nucleotide messenger RNA. NCBI's taxonomy places the organism in Eukaryota, Metazoa, Rotifera, Eurotatoria, Philodinida, Philodinidae. The record is from the annotation of a GenBank genome assembly.
AUGGGACAAAAAUCAGGUAAAAAACAAAAAGAUUUUACUCAACUGUUAGAUGAAGACAUUAAUCGAUUAACAAAAAAUACAUCAUAUUCAAGAGAACAGAUUCAGGAAUGGCAUCAAGGAUUUCUUCAUGAUUGUCCUUAUGGCAAAGUUGAUAAGAAAACAUUCAUAGACGUUUAUAAGAAAUUCUACCCCGAAGGCAAAGCCGCAAACUUUUGUACACAAGUUUUUAAAGCAUUUGAUUCUGAUGAUAAUGGUUUUAUUGAUUUUGUCGAGUUUAUUGUUGCUGUAAAUAUAACAUCUCACGGUGAUGCAAAAGAUAAACUUCAAUUAGCUUUCGAAAUGUAUGAUAUGGAUAAGAAUGGAAAGGUAAUUUCAAAAGAAUAUAAAACAAAUUAUCUCUCUAGAGAGAUUAAAACAAUUUUUCAUUAA